Colletotrichum abscissum is the source of this 972-nucleotide messenger RNA. RefSeq names its product pectate lyase. Lineage: Eukaryota; Fungi; Ascomycota; Sordariomycetes; Glomerellales; Glomerellaceae. The record is from RefSeq and is a predicted model, not a curated record. Gene Ontology annotation, molecular function: pectate lyase activity. The coding region runs from base 1 to 972 and encodes 323 amino acids. Gene Ontology annotation, biological process: pectin catabolic process. Gene Ontology annotation, cellular component: extracellular region. The transcript has 6 exons.
AUGCACCAAUACUACCUUCUUGCUCUCCUUCCUGCGGCCUUGGGCUGCCUAAACACCGACACAAACGCCUGUGCCAGCUACAUCAAGUCCAACGCCGCCGCGUCGACCUUCUGCGCCACCUUCACCAAGAGCACCGUAACUGCCACCACCGCUCUACCCGCCUGGGCUACCAACUGCUCGCAGAAGCCGAGUCUAAUCUCCGCUGAGUGUACUUGCGCCUACAGUGGUGCUGGUGGUAGCUCGCCGACUACAACGCUGAAGACUACUACUACCGCAGGAGGCUCUACGCCCACCGGAGUUACUACCACUCUACCCAAGUCCACUGGAGCUACUUCUACGAGCAAGGCCAUCACCGUCUCUGCUGGACAGUCUUAUGAUGGCGGCAUGAAGAAGUUUGACCGCAGCCCUAGGGUUUGCGCUGAGCAAGAUGAGACAGGUGAAGCUGAUGCCAUGUUCGUGCUUGAGGCCGGUGCCACCCUCUCGAACGUCAUUAUUGGGCCCGAUCAGGCAGAGGGUGUUCACUGCAAGGGAACUUGUAACAACGUUUGGUGGGAAGACGUUUGCGAGGAUGCUCUGACCUUGAAGCAGACCAGCGGAACCUCUUACGUCAACGGCGGUGGUGCCUUCAAGGCCGCGGACAAGAUCGUCCAAUUCAACGGCUUUGGAACUGUCUCGAUUAAGAACUUCUACGCUAAUGACUACGGAAAGGUCGUCCGAAGCUGUGGCAACUGCAGCGGUAAUGGAGGUGCACGCAACAUUGUCAUGAACAACGUGAUUGCAAAGGACGGUGGAGUCCUCUGCGGCAUCAACACCAACUACGGCGAUACCUGCAAGGUCACUAGCUGUUGCCAAGAUGACAACAAGAUUUGUGAUAGGUACACCGGAAAUAACAGCGGUGCCGAGCCUACGAAGAUUGGCAGUGGCCCUGACGGCACUUACUGCGUCGCCACAAGCUUCACCACGGCCUGUUGA